AUGGCGCCAUCAUACACACUUGCAGGCCUCAGUCCACGUGAAGCAGUGGCAGAUGCUCUCCAGCGGUGCAUCCUUGGACUCGACAACAAUGACCGGGACCUGUUCGAGUCCGCAAUCGUCAAGGACGAAAGUUCGAGUUUUGUCAUCGGUCCGAACACCAUCCAAGGCUGGAACGCAAUGAGCGAGUCCCUCUCGAGAAUCCUUCGUCUGGUCACCACACAUUUCAUCACCAGUGUCCGCGUCGAUCUGAAAGAUGGCACGGACACGGCAUCCCUAAGCGCACACGCACAGGCAUAUCAUAUUCGGCCCGAUGAUGCGUUCAAGCAAGAAGAUACUUCAUACACUUCGGGAGGCUUGUACUUUAUCGAUCUUGUGAGGGAUGUUACCGACGGCUUAUGGAAGAUUAAGAAGUGGGAAGUUAAGCUCCUGUGGACGACUGGUGACAGAGAGGUUAUCAAUGUAUGA
Exophiala aquamarina CBS 119918 is the source of this 465-nucleotide messenger RNA. RefSeq lists its product as uncharacterized. Bases 1 to 465 code for a protein of 154 amino acids. NCBI's taxonomy places the organism in Eukaryota, Fungi, Ascomycota, Eurotiomycetes, Chaetothyriales, Herpotrichiellaceae. The transcript has a single exon. The record is from RefSeq and is a predicted model, not a curated record.